AUGGGUCUAACAUGCCUCUCCCAACUACCCCACCUAACCCCACUCCCCACCACUCAUUUUCACUUAUCUCUUACUCUCUUUGACCGGCUCCUCACUUCUCCUUACUUCUCUUUUCUUUCUUUUUCUUCUUUUGCAUUUUCGGUAGAACACUCCUCUUCACUCCUUCAAACUCUCCCACUGGUACCUCCAUGCCACCAUCUCCACCAUCAUUUUCCCGGCAAUGUCACCGGAAAAUCCUUAGGAACCUCUAAGCAUCUUCAUCUUUUAUUUGAGGUUCUAGCUAAUCUCCUUGGAACUUGGAGAAUUAGGCUUUUGCGGUUGAGAGUUUUUGUGACAAUGGAAUCAGAUUUAGGUCAGUACUCUUUCACUUUGGAUGAUGCGUUCUUCCCUGCUGCCUAUGGGAGGAAGAGGUUCCUUGAUUGUGUGUGGGUGAGGCUGCUGCUCAUGGGGCCAAGAGACCACAUGCAAGAGAUGUUCUAUUUGACGUGCUCUCUCUACUGCCCAUAGGGGGAGAGGAAAACCUUGAGGGUAUGAGUGAGGCUCCUGUCCAUGGGACCAAGAGUCUGCAUACCAGAGAGGACAAUAUCAUGCCAGUUGUGAAUGGGUGGAUCCCCUGACCGGUCUAUGUGAUAGUGUGGUAUAUUUGUGAUAAAUUACUGUAUGUUAGAUUUUAUGACUUUGGAAAUUAUAUUGUUAGUGCUCACAGAUCAUAGUAUAUAGUUUCAAGGUAUUUACUUUGAGAAACUUUGUAUUUCGUUAUUUAAUCAUUCUUGUCAUAUUAUUAUUAUUGAAGAUGAAACUUGCAUUUCCCCCACCCCCAUUAAUUAUGCUACUUACUAGGCGUUAGUUCAUCCCACUCUCUAACAGUUUUUCAGAUUUAUUAGCUAUGCCUUGGGUAUAGAGCUUAAUUCUUUGGUGAUGAUUAGAGUGCUAUGUUAAAUUUGGAGACUUCUACUGUAAAUGGUUGGUGACUUGAUCUUCCUAUGUUCAACGAGACCUUAAUUAAUUCUAUUGGAGGUGGGUCACUUGAGGUUUGUUAGCCUUUGGCGUAGUUGGCCUAGACUCGAUGUUAAAGUCCUUAUUGUUGAUAAGAUUGUGACAUUUUGUAAUUUAAUCAAAGUUUUGUAAUAUAUUCAUGUUUUAUGUGGAGGCACAUGAUUUUUAGUUAUUGUUCGUAAAUGUGUUA
Molecule: messenger RNA, 1186 nt
Organism: Quercus robur (English oak)
Lineage: Eukaryota; Viridiplantae; Streptophyta; Magnoliopsida; Fagales; Fagaceae
Exons: 3
Coding region: 1-507 (168 amino acids)
Source: RefSeq, a predicted model, not a curated record